This is a messenger RNA of Trichoplax adhaerens, 1233 nucleotides long. RefSeq lists its product as uncharacterized. NCBI's taxonomy places the organism in Eukaryota, Metazoa, Placozoa, Uniplacotomia, Trichoplacea, Trichoplacidae. The transcript is spliced from 15 exons. Gene Ontology annotation, molecular function: protein farnesyltransferase activity. Gene Ontology annotation, cellular component: protein farnesyltransferase complex. The record is from RefSeq and is a predicted model, not a curated record. Bases 1 to 1233 code for a protein of 410 amino acids. Gene Ontology annotation, biological process: protein farnesylation.
AUGUCUCGUUUAUUUGGUAUCCCUGAUGAAUGGAAGGUUAAUGAUGAUAAUUUCCCUACAGCAUCUUCCCAUGAACAAAGGAUUGUGGAGAAAAAUGUUGCAAAAUACUAUAGCUAUCAAGAAGACUUGCAUUUGAUAUUUAGGAUUCAGCUGUUUAUCCGUCAGCAUCUAAAUUACUUAAACAACAGUCUGAAAAAACUGCCGCAAUCCUAUCAGUGCCUUGAUGCAAGUAGACCUUGGCUGGUAUAUUGGAUAUUGCACAGCUUAGAUUUGCUUAAGAAAACACCACCAGAAGAAUUCAAACAUAGCAUAAUCGAUUUCCUUUCUCGAUGUCAGUCACCUGAUGGAGGUUUCGGAGGCGGUCCAGGACAAAUACCUCAUUUAGCUCCAACCUAUGCUGCUAUUUGUGCAGUUUGCAUUGUCAAUCUGAAAGAAGGAUAUCAAAUGAUAAAUAGGAAGGCAUUACAGAAUUUCCUGCUAAGUCUGAAGACUCCUGAAGGAGCCUUCCGACUUCAUGAUGAUGGAGAAGUUGACGUUAGGCAAGCAGCUACAAGCUAUUUAUUUCUUUUCUUUACAGGGGUCUAUUGUGCUACUGUAGCUGCAAGACUUACUAAUAUUGCGAAUUCGGAGCUCUUCAAGGAUACUCCUGAAUGGAUUGCUCGAUGUCAAACAUACGAAGGAGGCAUAGGCAGUAUUCCUGGAAUGGAAGCUCACAGCGGUUAUUCUUUCUGCGGCUUUGCGGCCUUAGUACUUCUCGGCCAUGAAGAAGUCAUAGACUGUCAAAAAUUAUUGAGAUGGACGGCAAGAAAACAGAUGCAAUUUGAAGGUGGAUUCCAGGGCAGAACAAACAAAUUAGUUGAUGGAUGUUACUCAUUUUGGCAAGGAGGAUUGUUCCCAUUAUUGAAUUUAGUUUUAUUCAUGAACGGAGAUGAAUCCAUUGAUCUUGAAGAAUGGCUAUUUGACGAUGUUGCGCUACAAGAAUAUGUCUUGGCAUGUUGCCAGCAUCCUAAAGGUGGUUGUUUCGACAAACCUGGAAAGCCUAGGGACUUUUAUCAUACCUGCUAUGGUCUAAGUGGACUAUCAGUUGCUCAACAUGUUGGCAAUCAAUAUAAAACUAAACGUGUUGUGGGAGAUCCGGAAAACGAACUAAAUCCAACGCAUCCAGUUUACAACAUCAAUCCUAGUCAUGUUGUGGAUAUGCAGAAGUAUUUCAAUGUGCUAUCGCCACCUUAA